AUGCGUUGGGUGCUGGUUAGUGCAGCAGUUAGUUGGGCGGAGCGGCGUGUCUUCGGCGACGACUUGGAGGUCGUGGCGCUGGAAUUGGACGCAGAGGAUUUAUUCCCGCAAAUACAGGAUGGGCUCGAAAUUGCGACCCCCGUUGUGGUUGAGGGCAUGGCCCUCACGCAGCUGCCCUUCCCCAUUGCGCCCGAUGAUGACGAAUGGGUAUGGCGUUCCGGCUUCCACGUCGGGCAGCCAGAGUUGGACACAAAGUCAGACGCACACGCAAAGUCGGACGCACACACGGGGGGGUGGAUGGACGGGCAAUUUAAGGAGCAGGAGGCGACCGUGAAGGUGGGACAGUCGGUAGUGGUACGGCUACCGGUGACGCAUGGUCCGAAGCGUGAGUAUUUAUGGAAGUUGAAUGCCACGUAUGACGAAGAUACAUUUUUGUUGAACCGCGAGCAUUUGGAAGCUAAUCGAUUUGCGUCGAGUGCGAGUCUGCAGUUUAUUUUGGAGAACUCCGGUUAUGUCGCACCUCGAACAGCGGAAGAAAGCGCUUACCAGCAACUUGUAUUCAAAGGUAUCCAACCUGGUAUAGCAAAGCUACCAUUUCUUUACAACCGUCCAUGGUACAAUGAUCUGCAGCCAGGUGGUGCUGCUACGUUUGUGACUGUGCGCGUAUUGCCCAGGAGACGUGCUCCCAUCCACCCAGUUACUAAGACAUCGUUCACUGUCUAUAAAGGUCAACACCUUGAAAUCAAACUUGGUAACUCACCAACGCAACAGUACAACCUAUGGAAAUUGAUGGAAAUCUUCGACACACGAACUGGACAUAUUCUUCCUGGACCGGAGAAACCCUCUCUCCUCGAAUUCAUCUUUAGCGAAUCCGGUUAUGUACCCCCCGUUUUACCCGAAGCCGCACAUUUCAACAACACCGAACACUAUUCGGGACACAGAAAGGAAACACCACCGGCUAAGGACGGACAGGGACACGCCCACAACGACAAAGAGAAGCGCGUCGCCAACAAAGACGCACAUGCCAAACCUGUUGCCGACUCGGACAGGACGCACACACAAGAGCCGGACACACAGGGUUUGGAUGCAGACACACCCGGCUCGAAACCGAGCCCGGCGCAAAAACACGCCGAAGAACAGCCCGUGGGACAAAGCGGGGGCAGCGGCCGCGGUGCGUCGCCGGUGAUUCGGAGCGCGGGCUACCAAAAGUUCACCGUCUUCGCGCGAGCGCCCGGCAGACAAGUCCUCCACUUCGCCUUCCUCAAACCGUGGCUCCCCGACGACCAACCGGACCGGACCACGGCCAUCAUCGACGUGGUGAUUCUGGACAGACAGAGACCCGGACGCCACCGAUCUUAA
This is a messenger RNA of Gregarina niphandrodes, 1359 nucleotides long. RefSeq lists its product as hypothetical. The coding region runs from base 1 to 1359 and encodes 452 amino acids. NCBI's taxonomy places the organism in Eukaryota, Apicomplexa, Conoidasida, Eugregarinorida, Gregarinidae. The record is from RefSeq and is a predicted model, not a curated record. The transcript has a single exon.